Messenger RNA from Fragaria vesca subsp. vesca, 1089 nucleotides. RefSeq names its product pyridoxal reductase,chloroplastic-like. The record is from RefSeq and is a predicted model, not a curated record. NCBI's taxonomy places the organism in Eukaryota, Viridiplantae, Streptophyta, Magnoliopsida, Rosales, Rosaceae. The transcript is spliced from 7 exons. The coding region runs from base 1 to 1089 and encodes 362 amino acids. Gene Ontology annotation, cellular component: cytoplasm.
AUGGCUUGCUUAACCUUAAAAGCUACAUCCUAUUUCACCUCUUCAAGUGAGACUUCCAUCCCUUCUCUACCCUUCAAGACUCUCAAGCUACCUGCCUUUUGGCCAUGGCAAAAGCUCAAGGUGGGCCCCCUCAGUGUGUCCCCUAUGGGGUUUGGAACUUGGGCUUGGGGCAACCAGCUCCUCUGGGGUUACCAGGAGUCAAUGGACAGUGAGCUUCAACAGGUGUUCAAUCUUGCAGUAGACAAUGGCAUCAACCUUUUUGAUACAGCAGAUUCUUAUGGAACUGGAAGGUUGAAUGGCAAGAGUGAAAAGCUACUAGGAAAGUUCAUAAGAGAAUUCCAAGGGCAAAGGCGGAAGGACAUUGUGAUUGCUACCAAGUUUGCAGCAUACCCUUGGCGCCUAACACCAGGCCAAUUUGUCAAUGCUUGCAAUGCCUCGCUAGAUCGGAUGCAGAUUGAACAAAUCGGAAUAGGGCAGUUACAUUGGUCAACUGCUAACUAUGCUCCUUUGCAAGAACGAGCUCUUUGGGAUGGUUUAGUUGCAAUGUAUGACAAGGGUUUAGUUCAAGCAGUUGGGGUCAGCAACUAUGGACCAAAGCAGCUACUAAAGAUUUAUGAAUAUCUCAAAGCCAGAGGAGUCCCCUUAUGCUCAGCACAGGUGCAAUUUUCUUUGUUAAGCGUGGGAGAAGAUCAGCUGGAGAUCAAGAAUAUAUGUGAUUCUUUGGGUAUCCGUAUGAUUGCUUAUAGUCCUUUAGGACUUGGAAUGCUUACUGGGAAAUAUUCACCCUCCAAUCUUCCAAGCGGCCCUCGGGGUUUCCUGUUCAAGCAAAUUCUUCCAGGACUGCAGCCUUUGUUGGGAUCACUUAAAGAAAUUGCGCAGAAACGGAAGAAAACUGUACCACAGGUUGCGAUAAAUUGGUGCAUUUCAAAGGGAACUAUACCCAUACCAGGAGUCAAGACAGUGAAACAAGUAGAAGAAAAUUUGGGUGCACUAGGUUGGCGCCUCAGUUCACAAGAGCUGCAUCAGUUGGAAAAUGCAGCACGCGAAUCACCCCAAAAGAUGAUCCAAAACGUUUUCCAAACAAAGUGA